This is a messenger RNA of Biomphalaria glabrata, 2894 nucleotides long. RefSeq names its product guided entry of tail-anchored proteins factor 1-like. The record is from RefSeq and is a predicted model, not a curated record. Gene Ontology annotation, biological process: tail-anchored membrane protein insertion into ER membrane. NCBI's taxonomy places the organism in Eukaryota, Metazoa, Mollusca, Gastropoda, Planorbidae. The transcript is spliced from 5 exons. Bases 84 to 596 code for a protein of 170 amino acids.
UAGAUCUAUAGAUCUAGAUUCUAUAUGUAUACAUCUAUUAGAAACAAAUGAUUUUUAAAUAUAGAUCUAGAUAAUAUCGAAAAAUGAUUCUCCUUGUUAUAAUUUUCUUCUUAGAAAUUGCAUUUUCAUUUCUACCAAAUCUUAGCGGAUUCAUAACUUCCUUGAUAUCAAGACUUGUCAUUAAGAUAGCAGAUGAAGAAUUAAACAUCCGGUCAGAAAUCAAAGAUUUGAAAGAGCAGCAGUCAAGUAUAAGUGCCACAGAAAAUUUUGCACAGUAUGCUCGGUUGCAAAGAAAAAUAGAUAAGCUGGUGAACACAGUGAAAGAAAGAGACAAAGAGAGAAGGACAUUCAUUGUCUACUUAAGAAUGAAAGUUACUGCUGCAAUAUACAUUGUACACGCUAUCGUCAUGCUGGUGCUGAUGGUUAUACUUCGCAGUGAGCCACUCUUAAUGCUAGAAGAAUCUUGGGUUUCCCCAUUUGCUAGAAUUGUUGCAUUUCCAACUGGAAUACCUGGAGCUGUGGGCUUAGGAUGCUGGGUUCUUGUCUCUAAUGCAGUGAUCCAUAGAGCUAAAGUUUUGGUGGAAAGUUUCCUGUGAGGCUGUUGAAGGAGACUGAUUUGUGUGUGACUUUUGUGUGAUUGGAGUACAUUUAUAUGUUGCAACAUUUUAGAGUAAAAGUUUUGGUGAAAAGUUUCAAGCAUGAGAGUUGAAACAAGAACUUUUUGUAGGACGUUAGUGUCAUUUGAGUGUGUGGGUUUGUGUUGCAACAGUUAUUAAAACCAAACACAGCCAUAAAUGAAGUUUUGGCUGUAACUUUUGUUAUGCUUUUUAAAUGCUUUAUUAUUAGUGUUUCUUACUUUAUUUGUGAAGAUAAUUUAGUUAGCUAUUUAAAAAAAUGUUUUGUAUAGCUGCGUAAACUUUUUUAAUAUGAAAUGUAUUCUUUCUUUAUUUUUUUGGAAAUAUUUCAUACACUUGCCAGUCCAUUAGUGUACACUUACUAUUUGAAGCAUUUCUAGAAAUAAUUCCUAAAAUAAAUUUAACACAGUUUUUUUUUUUUUUUUUUAACCUCCACCUUCAGUUCUUCAGUUAUUUGUUUAACAUUGACAAGUAUCAGUUUGGAAGGUCGAUACAGCACAUUGCUUUGUUUGUGUAUUUUAUUAUACCCAUUCCUUUUUUUCUAAUAAUCCUAUUAACUUCCUCAUGAAGACUGAUUUUUAACAUUACUUGUUAAGCAUUAAUGUUUUUGUUCGUUUAUUAAGAGUAAUAAUUAAAUGUUUAAAGAUAUGGGCCGUCAUAAAAAGCACAGAUCCUUUUUUUUUAUCGAGUGCAAUAACUAAGUUAGUGCAAAGAAAGUUUUGAUUGAACAUUUUUUUAUUUACAUUCUAAUUACAAGUGCCUUUCAAAAUAAAGAUACCUUUUUUUGUAUACCUUACAUUGUUUUGCUUCUUUCUGAAAUGAAACCAGGAAUGUGUACUAUUGCUAUUGUUUUGUGUUUAUGUGCAUUGUAGAAGGAUGUGCAGUGUGUAAUUGAGCCUAUAUUAAAAUGUCUAUGCCGAUUCAUUUUUUUUACCUUAUAUUUUGCUGCUUAACAUGUUUGUUAAACAAUGCAGCACUGAUCUAUAUUACUAAAGAAUUGCAUUAAUUUUAAUCAUGUAAAAAGUAUUACACAGCUGUUAAGUAAUGCUUCUUCUUCCCAAGUUCCAUUAGAGCAUGGAAUGGGUUACCUGAAUCAGCAAGGAAAACCAAUGACUUACCAGAUUUGAAGUUUCUAAUUGACAAGCAUGACUACAUUUACACAUGGACAUGCUUCAGACAUAUCUGUUCCUUCUGUUAAGAAGGAAUGUGUUUGUAAUUCAUAAGUUCAAAUCUUUCACCCUUCAACCUAGCAUCUCUAUUUACACCUGUUGACUUUUGUAAUAAAGCUUGCAAGCUGAAGACCCGAGGAGGAAAUUUGUUUGUAAUCAAUGGGUUGAAAUCUCACUUUUGCAAGUGCAAUAUGUCGUACCAUAAUGAAUGGCAUCAUGGGCCAUAGAAAUUACAAAUUAACCUUCUCUGUUGUUUAGAAUCAUUCGUUGUUUUAUUCCACUUAGAAAAAAUAAAUUCACAUCGAACAUCCGACCUACAUUAGAUUCUUUACAGUAUAUAGUAUUAUGUUGAUACACUAUGCCAGUGGUCUGCAAUUUUAAUUCAUUUUGUAUGCCAACAAUUGUGUAUGGUACAUAUCAGGUGUUUGAAAGUGUUGUGUUAUUGAGAUUUUUUUUGUAGCUCUUGUGUUUCAAGUAGUUUGAUGAAAGGAUUAAAGCAAGAAAAACUGAUACAAUUAUGUUAUAUAAUAUUUGUGUAAAAAUACUGCUUUAGAUCUGGAUGGUAUAUAGAACCAGUAUUUAUUCUUUUUUUCUGUUACAACAUACUAAUAUUUAGUCUCAUCUUCCCAAGAACAGCAAGGUAUUAUCAGUGGCAGGAUUUAAAUCACUAUCCCACAUCUUACAGCAUUACCACUCCACAAGAAUUAGUCAAGUUCCCCUUUCAGACCUUGCAAUUUAUAGGGCAGAUGAUGGCUAAUGAGGGUGCCAUGUGGCAAGCACAAUGACCAACCGCUUUUACUAUUCCCUAACUAAUGUCUCAAAGGUGCCUAAAGAUUCCAAAAUUAAAAAUCAGUGUUUACCAGCAUUCAAACCCGUAACCUCUGGUUCAGAAGCCAAGCACUUUAUCACUGAGCCACGACACCCCUCCACAAGAAUUGAGAUCCUAGAAAUAUAUUUCUUUGUUCUCCUUUUACUUUUUAACUAGCAUGUCGAGCCACAAUAAAAUUGAUGUAUUGGAUUCUAUCUUCUUAUUGGUUUCAGCCAUGUUGUGUCCUUAAUUUUAUGCUAUAUAAAGAACAAUUAUAAAAUG